UGUGCAGUGAUUUUUUUUUUGCCAAGUAUCUCCAAAUUUGCAAAAGUAAAAAAAAAAAAAAAUUCCAUUUUACUUUGAAUGUAAGAGUACAACAUAACCAAUGAAAUUAAAAGAAAAUUACAGUAUUAACACAAAUAAUGAAUGUGUAAAAUAAUAACUUAUGUAUUGUUUAUACUUUUUGACGCUUCUCCGCCACAGUCCAACUUCGCAAGGAAUGCGGAAGCACUUUUUGUCGUUACAGAAAUCAGAGCGAUUUUUUUUUCAUUAUAAGCGCUCAUGGUACUUCCUAUUUUAAUUUUUAAGUCAUUAAAACAAUGAUUUGUUUCAAAACUCACAUUCCGGUUGUCUUGUAUGACCUCUUUUGUACCAAUUAGUUUGCUGAGUUUGACACUUAUUGCGCUGCUGUUUGUGUAAGCUGUCGACUGCGUGGGCCGCCAUCUUAUUUGUUUACCCAUGACGUGUCCUUAAACGACCUAUCAGCCGCGAGUUUCAGGGAAAGCCAACAACCAAUCACGUUCGUACCCACUCCCCUUAGACGUGAAUUACGAUGCAUUAAAACUGGCACAGAUUUGUCAUAAAACGCUCAACUGAAUGUGUCAGUGUUGUUCUUAAUGGAGCAAUUCGUGAUUUGGGUGGGCAUCGGCGGGUCUAUUGUGACGUCUUAACCGAAAUCCGAUCACCCUGUGCCGGCUUCACUGAGCAGCUGAGCACCGCUAAGCUCCCAUUAACUGCCAGCAAUGGCCCCCACGGGCAAAAGCGUCCUGCUGUUCUUCGCUCUUUUGCUGGUCCACACGGUCCAAGGUUCGGAGGCAAGGGCGGACGAGUGCGCCGACGUGAGCAAUACCACCUGGCAGCAGUACCGCCAGCAGAGGCAGCAGCAAGCGCAACCGCGGGUUCGCUACCUACUGAUGACCCGAGAGCAUCUGGGCUGCGCGCGCCCCUUUCGCCAGGUUCCGGGAAGCUCCUUCAACGCCACGCGGCCCACCAAGGUCAUCGUUCAUGGAUACAGGGCCCUGGGCAGCAAGCCUACGUGGGUUUUAGAUCUGGCCGAGGCGCUGCUGGCGGUGGAGGACGUCAACGUGCUGAUGGUGGACUGGGUGCACUGCGCCUCGUUUGCGUACAACCUGGUGGUGGACAACUACAAGGAGGUGGCCCUGCAGAUUUCCGUCCUCGUCAACCGGCUGCAGAAAGAAGGAUGCAAGCUGGAGACGUUCCACUUCAUCGGCAUCAGUUUGGGGGCGCACGUGGCCGGAUUUGUGGGAACGCUCUUUGAGGGAAAGAUCGGGAGAAUCACGGGUUUGGACCCGGCCGGUCCCAUGUUUAAGGGCGCAGAUACCUUCGACCGUCUGGACCCGUCCGACGCGCAGUUUGUGGACGCCAUCCACACCGACUCAGACUACUUCGGCAUCUCCAUCCCGGUCGGCCACGUGGACUUCUUCCUGAAUGGCGGAAACGACCAGACGGGAUGCUCGCGAUCACGGUUUGCCUCUGUUUUGGGCUUCAUUCCAGUGUACGGCUAUGUGAUUUGCGACCACAUGAGGGCGCUGCAAGUGUACAUGAGCGCUCUAAAUGCGUCGUGCUGGCUGAGCGGCGUUCCGUGUGACACCUACCAAAACUUCCUCCAGGGACGAUGCCUCCACUGCGACGUCUUCCGGGGAACGUGUCCCACCAUCGGUAAUGUGUGUGUGUGUUUUAGUCAAACAGACACAACAGUGUACAGGACGAUACUGGCUCACCCGGUGGCGCUGUGUGAGAUUCACUCCAUCACGCUGAAAAACACGGGCGCUCGCUUCUACCGGCAGAAUGACAUCCACCUCAAGUCCAUCUGCCUGUCCCAAAUCGCCUCGCGCACGCGCGAGGAGCCACUGUGCGUGAACAACAUCAACGUUAGGCGAGGGUCGCCGUGGUCACAUGACUUUGUGCAGGUGUGCAGCCACUUCUGACACCCCCUUCAGAGACAAAACGGGGAAAAAUCCAAGUGGCAAGAAAAUGCAGCGUCACAGCAAAAUGGAGACUGUGGAGUAGGCAAACAAUAGCAUGGAUAUCUUAUUUUCUUGUGGUUUCGAGCCACGAAUCCUCAAAUGAAUGCACAAUGAAACGUCGAUUUUUAUCCAAGAGGGGACUGAGGGCAGUAAGAAACCAUGGCACUGCAGCCAAGUGGAGACAGUGCAGAGGUCCAUGUCAGCAUGUGUGUUUAUUGUUGUCAUUUUACACACGAUUUACAUUGAAAUAGGCUAAAAAAAAAUAGCAACUAAGCAUAGCCUGUACAUGAAGCAUUCCAGGAAGUAGACAGUCCCAAAACAACAUUUUCAUUGCACAUUGCACAAAAGCUUUAUGGAGAAAUGUUGGCCCCCUGUAAUUGGACAAUUUCACAUUAUAUUGGUGCAUGUUCAAUAUUAAGAGGAAAAAAAACGUGCCCACGGCUAACUACGUUAACACAUUGUUUUUAUUUACAGAGGAAGCUCUCAAUUUCUUUUGUGUUUUUGAACAAAAUGAUAUUAAAUGAGCACAAGUGAUGUGUGAAUCGAAACAAACA
This is a messenger RNA of Hippocampus comes (tiger tail seahorse), 2536 nucleotides long. RefSeq names its product phospholipase A1 member A (gene pla1a). NCBI's taxonomy places the organism in Eukaryota, Metazoa, Chordata, Actinopteri, Syngnathiformes, Syngnathidae. Gene Ontology annotation, molecular function: glycerophospholipid phospholipase A1 activity. Bases 738 to 1943 code for a protein of 401 amino acids. The record is from RefSeq and is a predicted model, not a curated record. Gene Ontology annotation, biological process: lipid catabolic process. The transcript has 9 exons.